This is a messenger RNA of Sparassis crispa, 717 nucleotides long. RefSeq lists its product as hypothetical. NCBI's taxonomy places the organism in Eukaryota, Fungi, Basidiomycota, Agaricomycetes, Polyporales, Sparassidaceae. The record is from RefSeq and is a predicted model, not a curated record. The transcript has 5 exons. Bases 1 to 717 code for a protein of 238 amino acids.
AUGUCUCUUUCUGUUGAAGCCCGCCAUCUCUACAUCGAAAGCCUGGAUAUUCCCGAGGGUGCUUCCACCAGAGUCUCCAAAGGCUCCUCCGCUGCUGUCAAUGGUGGCUCGGUGGAUACAUUUGUUGGAGGCUUAUCGGGGCUCAACAAGGAGGACGUCCUGAAUUCCACUCUGCUUGCCCAACUCUCUGCUAACCAGGCUGCCGGUGGGGACCGAAUUCGAUGGUACAAUAAGUACAGGGAAGUCCUCGAGAAUAUCGGAUGGGUCGUCCAAGACUUCACGUUCAAAGAACUCGAUAAUGCCACCGCUCACGGUUCCGUGGAUCAAGCCAUCAUUGCUAUUCUGAAGUCCUAUCUCAGUCAUACAGCACUCGCUGAUUUCAAGGCUACGAUUGACGCCAUGAAGAAACCCGCGAACAACAACGCUAACAAGUUGUUCGAAAUGAAUGCCUGGAAGGGGCAGGAAAGUGACUUCCAGCUUGGUGUAGCCUCUGCAUCUCACGACGAUGUCCAGUUUCGUAUUGGAUCCUUCACUUACCAGGCUCAGGGGUCCCAGAACGACGUCCUCUUCUUCAAAUUCGGGCAUGAUCAUGUCAAGUUCAUGUACUCCACACAGAACAUGGUGUUGAACUUGAAAGUCUACGAGAAGGUCAGGGCGGCGGUGAACCAAAAGCUUGGCUCCCACGUCAAGAGUUACAUCGACGGACUGAAACUCUGA